Messenger RNA from Erigeron canadensis, 963 nucleotides. Its product is annotated as probable carboxylesterase 9. NCBI's taxonomy places the organism in Eukaryota, Viridiplantae, Streptophyta, Magnoliopsida, Asterales, Asteraceae. The record is from RefSeq and is a predicted model, not a curated record. Gene Ontology annotation, molecular function: hydrolase activity. The coding region runs from base 1 to 963 and encodes 320 amino acids. The transcript has a single exon.
AUGUCAAAGUUUGAUCCAUAUGAACACCUCAAGAUAAUUAAAAAUGAAGAUGGUACACUUACCCGCCUUGUUGAACUCCUGCAAAUUCCUGCCACGGGCGAAGAUGACGUCCUCCCUGGGCAAAUAGUGGUUAGCAAAGACGUCACCCUUGACGCCAACAAGAAUACAUGGAUGCGUAUUUUCCGGCCAGUGAAAAUACCAUCCAAUGACAACAAAAUCGCACGACUUCCAUUGGUCGUAUACUUUCACAGCGGUGGAUUUAUUGCUUUUAAAGUUUCUGAUGUCAUGAGUCAUGAAGCAAUGAACAAACUCUCAUAUGAGGCUCCAGCCAUCACAUUAUCUGUCAACUUUCGGCUAGCACCAGAGACUAGACUCCCGGGACAAUAUGACGAUGCAAUGGACGCUUUGAACUGGGUCAAAACACAAGCCAUGGACCCAAAUGGUGAACCAUGGAUCAAACAAUAUGUCGAUUUCUCUCGUGUUUUCCUUUAUGGAACCUCGUGUGGUGGCAAUAUUGUUUUGCACACAACUUUACGAGCUUUAAAUUAUAAUUUAUCACCUUUAACGAUCGAAGGGAUCAUACUAUCCCAACCAUUAAUUGGUGGCAAAAAACGAACCAAGUCAGAGCUAAAACUAGCCGCUGAUCCGUUGUUUCCAUUGCCAGUUAUUGAUCUUGUAUGGGAACUUGCGUUACCAAAAGGUACAGAUCGAGAUCAUAGAUUUUGCAAUCCAUUAGGGGAUCAACAAGUGGUCGAAAAAAUGAAGAAUCUAGGACGAUGUUUGGUUAUAGGAUUUGGAGGGGAUCCAUUGAUUGAUAGACAACAGGAUCUUGUACAAGCAAUGGUGUUACAAGGGGUUGCGGUUGAAGCAAGAUUUGAUGACGUUGGCUUUCAUGGAAUUGAAAUUAUUGAUCCUAAAAGAGCUUCAGCAAUUCUUAAUUUUGUUAAAGAAUUCAUUGUUUAA